CAAACAAAGCCCCGUGUUUUCUUUGGCAGGCCAAUAGGCCAUUCUCAUUUUUGGUCCUCUCCCGCCUUUCCCAUCUCAAUCCUAAUCCCAAUCCGACGAUCUCCCGCCUCUGCCUUGUUUCGCCAUGAGCUCCACGGUAUGGGGCUGCCCGCCCUCGGGCAACUGGCACUGUCCGCAGGCUCUCAGCGGCUCCACCCACCACCGGGUCUUCAUGACGGCGCGGCAAGAUGUGGUUUUGAUCGACGCCGUCCAGACCGUGGGCACGCCCCCUCGGCCUCAAAUCAAGAUCUUGCGGUGUGCACCCGACAAGGUCAAGCUCCUGGCCGUGAAUGUGAGCUCGGACGGGCGGCGGGUAGGCGCGGCGGGUGAAGAAGGCACGAUCUAUUGGUGGUCAAUGGAGGGCGCGGCCACGGCAUUGGCGGGGCGGGUGGUGCGCAGCCAUACCGACCAUCAGGCCUUGGCCAAACAGAAAUGUCGAGUUCAAAGUCUUGGUUGGUCCCCGGUGGAACCUGAAUUGUUAGCCUCAGCCGAUGAAAGUGGGCAUGUGGUAGUGUGGGACACCCGUGUCAAUGCCCGACGAUCUAUUCCGUUAGGCAAACAUGUCGUGGCCGUUUUGGCCUGGAGCCCGCAUCACAAAGACGUAUUAGCCGUGGGUUGUCGACACGGUUUGGUCUUGAUCGUGGGUUUGAAUGGCCCGGGAAAGAUUUUAUCCAAGAUCCGGGCCCACGAUGAGGAUAUUCAAAGUAUUUCAUGGUGUCCGGACAUGGGUAACCUAUUCACCCAUCCUGGGGAUUCAUCCCACUCCGAUUCUUUAUUGGCCGUCGGUUCCAAAGAGAAGACGAUAAGCAUCUGGUCGAAGAAUACGAGUAAACUCGUGGCCAAGUUAAUUUUAAAGCCUGCCUUGGCCAAGGCUGCCAAAACCAAUUUUUACUUGACCAGUCUUUGGGCUCAGCCAGAUGUGAUUGUGUCCGCUGGAUCUCAAGGCGAAGUCUUGAAGUGGGACUUGAAACAGGCCACUCCAGAUGCCCAUGGUGUAUUUCAACUCCAGGAGGUGGGAUUUCAUACCAAAGUGUUGCAUCGGGAGCAUUUCCGGAUAGUGUUUAGUAUGACCAUGAGUGGGACGUCUUUGGUCUCUUUGGGUCAGGAUCGACAGAUCGUGUCCUUUGAUUUGGCCACGGAGAAGCUGAAUUAUGCUUUGCCCACGAUGGGUGGCUGGGUCUAUGAUCUGGCCUUGAACCCUUUGGAUGCUAAUGUGAUAGCCAUGGCCACUGGUGAUGGAUUGAUCCGGGUGUGGCGUUCUCAUUCUAGUAAAGAAGCCUUUGAUACCACCACUCUAGCGUUAAAGAACUCACAAACCAAAGUCACGACCUUAGCUUGGCACCCUAGGUAUGAUAAUUUUUUGGCCUUUGGAACCGAUGAGGGCCGCAUUGGCACAAUGGAUACUCAAAAGGUCAAGAAUCUACCCACUUUUCUCACUUUCAAACACCGUGGACAAGUGUAUUCGUUGGUUUGGGGCACAAAACCAUCUUCAGACCAGUCAGAGGUUGAUUUGGAGUCCGAUAAACCCGUGCUCUAUAGUUGUGGCGACAACAUGAUCAUGAUCCAUAAUACAAAAAAUCCCAACAGUCCUCCCGUAGACUUGGAAAAAUUAAUCCAGAGCACCAAUGAUCUCACGCGGACUCCGCCAAAUCGCUCAGAACUAAUUUUUCACGGAGAUAAAGGCCGUUUCUUGGCCUUGGGAUCGGAUGACGGAAGCGUGGAAGUGUUUUCCAUGCCCGAAGUCAAACUCUUAUGCGUAAUCAAGGUUCACCAAAAGCUCAUUCAAUGCCUCCGAUUUCAUCCCAUGUACCUGAAUGAGUGUGAGGAAGAAUCGUCCAUGUCCAAUUGCUUAGCCAUCGCGUCCAAUGAAUCUGUGAUCCGAAUCGUCGACUUAAAAGAGCCCAACAAUUCGAGUUCCAUCAUUGCCACACCCACUUACUCGCUCACUGGUCAUCAUUCCCGGGUCAUUGCCAUGGCGUGGAGUCCCCAUACAGAGGGGAUGUUGGUAUCCGUUUCUUAUGACACCACCGUGCAAAUUUGGGACGUCCGAUCAGAAGUGGGAUUGGCCAAUUUUUCCGGUCAUGAAGGCCGUCUAGUUACCUGUUUGUGGAGUCCCAGUGAUCCAGAUGUGAUCCUGAGUGGGGGAGAAGAUUGUUCGCUUUUGAUAUGGAAAAUCUCAGAGCAGACGGAGAAGAUGCCCGUUAAGAAAGUGGAUAAACCUCGGAUCAAAAGAGAAGUGGUUUCGCAUAAUUCGGCGAAUUCGAAAGAAGCCAGUCCAAUCAGUGGAGAAGUCAGCAGCUCCAAUGGAGGCUCUGCUCCUGAAACUCAAAUCUCCUUGGGGGGAGGGGAAAAAUCCAAAAGAACGAAGAAGCAGAAAGUUGUUUAUUUCCCUCAUUGUUUGUCUGAUGAAAACCGAUCUCGAGGAAAAGCCGGCUCAGAUGCUCUCAAGAUUGCCGAAUCGACCCUCUCUACUUUGUCGGGACGAGAUUCUUUGGCCUUUUUUGACGAUGAUCAAGCUAUGGAACAACUGAUUGAAAAGGAAUCUCGAGCCCAUUUGACGGAAAACAACCUGAGUGCGUUCUCCCACAUGAAACUUUGGACCGGAGAUUAUCGAGAGGUGCUCAAGCAAUUGAUCUCCUUGGGGAAACUCACAGAUUGGCACGUGUCCGUGGCCUUGAGUUGCGAUUAUGGUCUUUGGCAAGAGGCUUGCGAAGCCUAUGCUCGGCAAUUAACCCAUGACGACGACCACGUCAAAGCAGCCUCAUAUCUCCUUCUCCUCAACAAAGUCCCGGAAGCCAUUCGCACUUUAGCUGAAGCUCAUCUAUAUCGAGAAGCUUUGGCUUUGGCCAGGGUACGUCUACCCAAAGAUUCGCCGUUGAUUCAGGAUCUCUAUCGAGACUGGGCUAAAAAAUCUCACCACAACGGAGCCUACGAUUUAGCUGGACGAGCUUGGGCUGCGGCUGGGGAGCCUUUGAAGGCCGCCGGGGCUCUGGCUAAGUUACCCGAAGCUGAUAAUCUGCGGGCAGGUGCUUUGUUCACGCGGCAAGCGGAUGAAAACGAUCGAGCCAAAGUCUUAGCCGCUCAAAGCCUUGAGGCGGCAAAAUCUCAAUCGAAUACAGGUUGUAUGGAAAAACUGUUGAUUGAGUUCCCGGAAUUGGCGGCAAGUCAAUAAGUAUUGUUGUGAUUCUCAGGAGAGUUCAAUAAAAGGAUCUCUUUUUCAUCA
Messenger RNA from Tigriopus californicus, 3262 nucleotides. Its product is annotated as gem-associated protein 5-like. Bases 125 to 3211 code for a protein of 1028 amino acids. The record is from RefSeq and is a predicted model, not a curated record. NCBI's taxonomy places the organism in Eukaryota, Metazoa, Arthropoda, Copepoda, Harpacticoida, Harpacticidae. Gene Ontology annotation, molecular function: protein binding. The transcript is spliced from 2 exons.